Malus domestica (apple) is the source of this 3045-nucleotide messenger RNA. The record is from RefSeq and is a predicted model, not a curated record. Lineage: Eukaryota; Viridiplantae; Streptophyta; Magnoliopsida; Rosales; Rosaceae.
GGGCCCUUCCUCAAUCUCUUCCCCGAAAUUCCAACCCACCAAAUCCCUAGCUUUCCACUGCUGAACUUUUCACCGUCUCGUCUCGAUUUUUCCAUCGUUGCAAUUAGUAAUUUCUGUUGUUUUUUGAGAUGGAGAUUGAGCAAAAGCAAGAGGAGGUCAUUGAUCACUUCGUGAAGCAAGCCUCAUCACUCGAUGGCUCUGCUCUCGGCCCCCUCGUUGCAGAAGUCACCUCCCACCCUGCCCUUUUUGCCUUUUCGGAAAUUAUCGCUGUCCCUAAUGUUCUUCAGGUUCCCAUGUUUCUAUUUAUUUAUUGUGGAAUUUCAGUUUUCUGUGUAUAUUUUGGUCGUGUAGUUUCUGGGUUUGAGCAAAGGAUGUAUAAUCAGAAUUUUGUUGCAGCCAAAGAGAAAAUAAAAUUAUUGAUUGUUACUGGAUUUUGUUUCAUACGCAUUUGUUUUUUGACUGUGGAAUAUGUGCAGCUUGAAGGAACUGAAAAUUCUGUGUACCUCCAUGUGCUUCGAUUGUUUGCACAUGGCACAUGGAGUGAUUACAAGAGUGAUGCCAGUCGUCUUCCACAUUUGGUCCCUGAUCAAGUCUUAAAGCUGAAACAGCUUACUGUUCUUACACUGGCUGAGACAAACAAGGUACUACCGUAUCAUCAACUUAUGCAGGAGUUAGAUGUUAUCAAUGUACAAGAGCUCGAGGAUUUUCUCAUUAAUGAGUGCAUGUAUGCGGGCAUAAUAAGAGGAAAGCUGGACCAGCUGCAAAAAUGCUUUGAGCUCCAGUUUGCUGCAGGGAGAGAUCCGAGACCUGGACAACUUGGGAGUAUGAUUCAAACACUGUCAAACUGGUUGGAUACCUCAAGCAAUCUUCUUAUCUCAAUUCAAGAAAAGAUGAAGUGGGCUGAUACUAUGACUGAAGUGGCCAAGGAACACAAGAAAGAAGUUGGAAAUAGGGUGGAAGAAGUAAAGAAGUCGAUUUCCAUCAAGAAGUUCCCCACUGUAAGCAGGCCGACGUUGACUUCCGGGGGCAUGAGGAGAUCUACUCCGAACCUGGAGGAGUGAUGGACUAUGAGGAAGACCGUAGUCGACCAAAGAGGAGACGGCAUCCUAUAUAUAAGAGUUGAGAGUUGGAGACGACGAUUAUUUAGGCAAGUUCAAGUUGCCUUCUUUCCCAGGUCUGUUGAUAUCUCCUUUUCGGAGACCACAAUGUCUCUGGUAAUAAACAUUCUUAUUUUUCGCUUUCUGCGCAUAGUUCAUUUUUAGUUUAGCUCGUCUUAAAUCCCUUGCUAUUCCAAUUGAGUUGACAUGAAUGAAUAAUGAAACAACAUUUGUUGGUGCGGCUAUAACAUGCUUUAUGGAUGGAUAUUCAGAUACUAGGGCUCUACUUCUUUCUUUAAUGUUAUACGUAGUAUUACGCUUGCUCUGUAGCACUCGAAUGCAAUCACUGAAACCGAUUAAACGCCGUUAAAGCAUACCUUGAGGAAAUAAUUUUUAAACACCCAUUUUUUAAAGCAUUUCCAACAAUGCUAGCUAUGGUUAAUAAAUUUAUAAAUGCAAUGCGGCGUUCAAAAUUUGUAAAUUUUUGAUCUGAGUAAAACAUUCAAAGCAAUCCAAAUUACUUUGCUUUGCUAAAAAUAUGAAAUUGAAAAUAAUUAUUAUAGAUUGUAAGUGGCUUGUGGCUGACUUGGUUAAGAACAUUCGUCCUUGCACUCGAGGUCUCGUAUUUCAAUCUCCUUCCCUGUAAUUUAAGUGAGUUUAGUGUACGUACACUACUCUAUUGUUUGUCCCAAAAAAGUAAAGAAUUAUAAUAGUUCACAUGAUUAUACUCCAACCUUGGUUGAGAUUUUUCAGUACCUUGUGGUGGAGGUCUGUAUAUUUUUUGUGUAUUUUAGAAGGGUGGAUGGAUAUGGAAUCGUAUGAAAAUUGUUCGUUAUUUUAGUGAGUGUUACAUUUACGUCAUCAUUUUGAAAUUUACGCUAGGCACACAAAUCAUUUUUUCUUUUCGUGUUUUUGUAAUAGGCUCACAAAUCAUUUAACAGAAAGAAUAGAAACUAAAUAACAAAAAAAACAUAGAUAAACAAACAAAAUUGAAACUGUCGUAACAAAAACAUACAGUUAAACCUCCAUAAAUUAGUAACCUUGGGACCAAAGAAAAUCUAUUACUUUAGCAAAUGUUAAAUAAUUGACAAAUUAAAAAAAUUAUUAAUUUAUCAAUCAUAUAAUAUUCCUUCUUAUUUACUCAAAUAUUGUACAUUUUAUUUAGUUUCUUGAUUUACGAAUUAACAAUUCUAUACAUUUGUUUAAGGAAGUACAAUUCAUGAGCUUUCUUAUUUCUCCCAUAAGUCAUAGUAACACAUCAUACAUAGAACAAUGGUUUCUAAUCUCAAAGGUGUAAAGAAAUCAAGAAAUCAUUAAUUUAUAUAUGACGUGGGACUUAUAUAAAAUUUUCAUUAUAUAUUCUCUUUGAUAUUUAGCGAAUUAUUAAUUUAGCACAUUAUCUCCAAGUUUGAACCAUCCAAAAAUAUUAUUUAAUCAGCCUUAUUGUUUUAUCGGAUAUUUUAAAUUAUCGAGGUUCUAAUGUACAUGAAGUUCUAUAGUCAAAUAUAAAUUGUAAACCAUAUGUUUAGGCAUUGCACUAAACUUCUUGUUCCCCAUAACGACUUUGUUCAUUGCAUCAAGGAAUGAAUUUAGCACUUCAGAAUUUGGAUUGAUUACCUUAGUACAUCUUGCCACCUGAAGCGGCUGUUCCUCCUCCGUCAUCCGCUUGUCGGAAACAAGAUCCCACUGGCUUGGUGCAGCUAAACUAGUGUCACACUUGUUUGGGCUAGAUAUGUCCCUCGCAUAACUUCCAGGGGUCUUGCUUGUCGGCUAAGGUUUGCUGCUUGGUGUGCUGCAAUAUGAGUUUGCAAUUAGUUUAAAUGGUGCCUUUGUGGGGCAUUCGUUAGACUUUGAGGCUCACAAUCAAAACUAAUAUGGAUAUGAACGUAUCUUUGUAUAACAGAUUGUUCUUUUUUUUGGUUAUGAAAUGGGUUGAUUACUUGCGCCA